UUGUCGUAUAACCUUGAAGGGGAAUUAGAGGAAUUGGACCGUAUUGGAGGACUGAUAUAUGGCAGCUAUAGGAUAUAGUAGACCGAUACCGGCCGUUCCGUAUUAUAUACUGCGUGCAAAGGAAAGAAAGGUGUCGACGGUCAAAAACAUUGUUAUCGAUAGUUAAGUCAGUAUUAUUAGGAGAUGUAGUAUUUUAAGUUAUCGGAAGUACGGGCUUAUCAAUCGCGGUUAUGUGAAUGCCGCCAAAAGGUGCCAUUCAUUGUUUUGUUGAUUGUAGGAGGGCACACUGCGAAUAAAACGUUCCGUUAGCCACAGCCAAGGCCUUUGAAGUACCCCUUUCUUCGGACCUACGCGUGUGGGGAGCCGUUUAAGGCAACUCCACAUGACACAAAACAACAGCUUUUAUUCGCAGUCCUAGGGAGACUGCAAGGGCAACUUGCGCUGGAGGACGGCUUGACGACCAGCUAGAGAGUUGCCAGGAGCGCACGGAGCGCAGUUCCCGUACCAGCAGAGGAGUCGCAGCCAGCGACAUAGACGGCGCAGCCAGCGCCAAACCACUGAGUACGGACGGAGUCGCAGCCAGCGACACGGAGACGCAGCCAGCGUCAGUUCUGGAGACGCAGCCGGCGUCAGUUCAGGAGACGCAGCCAGCGUCAGGAUAGGAAGCGCAAGGAGCGCCAAGCACCAGCGGGCAGGAGGCGCAAGGAGCGCCAAGCAUCAGCGGCAGCAGCCAGACGGCACAGGUCCGCCAUUUUUGGAGCGCUAGGGCAGCGCCAUUUUGGAGCGCUAGGGCAGCACCAUAUUUGAGCACUUGGAGAUGCAGCACUCCCCCAGGAGGAGUUCCCGGCUGAACGGAGGGGAAGCCACACCUACAACGCGAGCGGAUCAGCAGCCAGCGAGUAGUGCAGCAGAAAACCGGCCGCGGGUGAACAUAACCACGGCGGCGGCCAUUUCUCGCCCAGCCACUACAGCGACUACAGUAGCGUCCCAACCAAAGAGCACUGUAACAGCAGCUGCGAGUUCAGAGCCGGAGGUGAGCCAGCCACUCACGGCGUACCUAUUGGAGAGGAUUACGGCGUUGGAGAACGAGCUGAAGAAGGUCAAAGCCAUGGACGCAGCAAACACCGCCAAUUGCGCGCCAAUCGCAGUUGGCCCAAGCGCAAAUGGCGCCAACAGUGGAGCGUCGGAGCGGCCGCCAUCGUGGAGCGGACCGCCAUUAACCGCCACAUCGAACGGUGAGGCACCAACUAACGGGGUCGGGCCGGACCCAUAUAGCAGUUUCGGUGCGACCAGUGGGACCUACACGCUGCCGCCAUCUUGGAGUGGACCACCGUUGCUAACGACUAGCACUGUGUGCUACAAGUGUUGCGCAGACAGCGCAUGGAUGCGCGCUACCGGGCGGGAGCAUCCACAACGUAGCAACUGCAUCACCAUUUGUUGGAUCCUACGCCUGGAUGACGCCGAAUGGAACCCAAGCUAAUGGACCAAGGAGGCUCCCGGACUUGCCUACAUUUGGAGGGCAGCCCGAGGAUUGGCCCAUCUUUAAUUGUGCGUUUGUGGAGACGACCCAAGCGUACAACUGCACGGACCUGGAGAACAACCAGAGGCUGUUGAAGGCGCUGAAGGAUGAAGCACGCGAGACAGUGAAGUCGCUGCUGAUUCACCCUGCGAACGUCAGAGCCGUGAUGGAGCAGCUGCGCUUUAGGUUUGGCCGACCGGAGCAGCUAAUACGCAGCCAGCUGAACAGCGUGCGAGAGGUGCAGCCGAUUUCGGAGCAGCAACUGGAGAGGAUCGUCCCCUUCGCAACCAGAGUGAGUAACCUCACGGCCUUCUUGCAGUCGGCGAAGGCGGAGCAACAUCUGGGAAACCCCACACUCAUGGAGGAGCUUGUGGCAAAGCUUCCCACCAGCAAACGAGUGGAUUGGGCCAGGAACGCUGCAUCGAUCCAACCCUUUCCCACUGUAGCGCACUUCAGCGCGUGGCUACAGGAGUACGCGAACAUCGUGUGUACGAUUUUGGACGUCGAUGGAAAGGAGCCGAGGCGUCGAGUUCUACACGCGAGCGUCGACCAGAACGGAUACGAGCAGCGGGAUGACCGGCAUGGAGGUUGUCCAAUUUGUGAAGGUCAACAUGCUACGACGAGUUGCAGCGAAUUCAUUGGAGCUUCGCCACCGGGCAGAUGGAGCAUGGUGAAGAGGCAUCGGCUCUGCUUCACAUGCUUACGGAGUGGGCAUGCGGCCAGAUCCUGCGAUGUGCAUGGCGAGUGCCAGAUCAACGGAUGCCGCAGAUUGCAUCACCGUCUGCUACAUGAAGAGGACGAAGGGCGAAGACGGCCGGAGCAGCGAGGUGGUUUCAGGCGCCACAACGGAGGGAACCAGAUGUCACCAGUUUCCAGACGCAGCCCGGACAGGAGGUCUUCGCCACGAGGUGGUUACAGGGACCACGAGAGGACCCAGGAGUCGGCUGUCCGCAGGAACAGCCAGGAGAGAAGGGCCCCGCAGCCAGCGGAGGCGCCCAUGCAGAGGAACUUGAGUAUUGACGUCAAAGGAGGCCGACUUUUGUUCCGUAUACUGCCAGUAACGCUGUACGGAGCUGGUCGCCAGGUGGACACAUACGCGCUAUUAGAUGAAGGAUCCUCCGUCACGAUGAUCGACGAUGAGCUACGGAGGGAUCUGGGAGUGCAAGGCGAACGUCGACAACUGAACAUCCAAUGGUUUGGAGGAAGAGCAAGCAGGGAGCCUACCAACGUGGUGAGCCUGGAGAUCAGUGGAGCUGGGAAGCCCACUCGUCACCCGUUGAGGAACGUGUACGCCGUUUCGAGCCUGAGUCUGCCGAUGCAGACGUUAUGUCGACGAGAUGUCCAGGGCGUUCAUAAGGAUUCGCGACUGCCGAUGAAACCCUACAGCAACGUGGUGCCGAAGUUGCUCAUCGGACUGGACCAUGGACAUUUGGGAUUGCCACUUAGGACGAGACGGUUUGCCAGAGAGGGACCGUUCGCGGCCGCAACCGAGCUUGGAUGGGUUGUGUUUGGGCCAGUAAGUGGACAAUCAACUACGCCGUCACCGAGGUCCUGCCUUCUAGCCGUGUCAGUGGAGGACACGAUGGAAAAGAUGGUGGAGGACUACGUCGAGAUGGAAGGCUUUGGUGUGAAGCUCGCGCAACCGGUCGCAGCCAGCGACGACGCGCGGGCCCAAAGGAUCCUCGACGACACCACGGUGAAAGUGGGGCGUCGCGACCAGACGGGUUUGCUCUGGAAGGAUGACCACGCUGUGCUGCCACGGAGCUACGAGAUGGCACACAGACGGCUGAUCAACGUCGAGAAGUUGAAGCGCAACGGGCCGUUGGCGCUAGGAUACGAUCGGAUCAUCAAGGACGUGUCCAAAGGAUAUGCGAGGAAAUUGCAGCCGGAUGAGGUCGCGCUGAAGAGCGACAAGCUAUGGAAUUUGCCACAAUUCGGUGUCGAAACCCCGAACAAGCCCGGUGAGGUCCGGCUUGUGUUUAAUGCUGCAGCCAAGGUUGGAGAUCGAUGUUCCCAACGAUUCCUUUGGAGAGAUGGUAACGACGAUCGAGACCCGGAUGUGUACGAGGUGGGCAAGAACUUCGUGGGAGCCGACAGGGACGCCAGACGAUUUGGAGACGCGUUCGAGACGGAGAGGAUACAGAGGCGGAGUAUGGGAGCAGAUGGUGCAUUGCGUCAAGCGAGUGCUGCGCCAUACCCUGGAAGAAGUCGCGCCGAGGGACCAUGUAGAGUCCCACCAUGGAGCACCUGCCUACGCUUGUGCGCCGCGAGAAGUGGUGCCAGGGAACGGAGCCCAUCCGCCAGGGCGAUAUGGUCUUCGUCUGCGAUCCUGCCUUGCCCAGACGAGAGUGGCGCAAGGGCAUCGUGGAGGAGGUCUACAGCGGAGCCGAUGGAGAUGGAUGGAGCUAAUGGACUAUCUUGGACAAUGUUGCGGCCCGUCUCUAAACUUGGAGUUUGGAUUUGAGUGAAGCGGGUCUUCACGGGGUCGGGGAUGUCGACGGUCAAAAACAUUGUUAUCGAUAGUUAAGUCAGUAUUAUUAGGAGAUGUAGUAUUUUAAGUUAUCGGAAGUACGGGCUUAUCAAUCGCGGUUAUGUGAAUGCCGCCAAAAGGUGCCAUUCAUUGUUUUGUUGAUUGUAGGAGGGCACACUGCGAAUAAAACGUUCCGUUAGCCACAGCCAAGGCCUUUGAAGUACCCCUUUCUUCGGACCUACGCGUGUGGGGAGCCGUUUAAGGCAACUCCACAG
Messenger RNA from Drosophila bipectinata, 4264 nucleotides. The record is from RefSeq and is a predicted model, not a curated record. NCBI's taxonomy places the organism in Eukaryota, Metazoa, Arthropoda, Insecta, Diptera, Drosophilidae.